Molecule: messenger RNA, 201 nt
Organism: Marmota flaviventris (yellow-bellied marmot)
Lineage: Eukaryota; Metazoa; Chordata; Mammalia; Rodentia; Sciuridae
Source: RefSeq, a predicted model, not a curated record
AUGAGAAUAUUUUCCUUAAUUUUUGCUGGCCUCAUUCUUGUUGCUCAAAUUUUCCCAGGUAAGAGGAAACAUUUCGUAGAAGAAAACUGUGCAAAACUGAACGGUCGCUGUGAAGCAGAAUGCCUUUCCUUUGAAGUAAAGAUUGGGGGCUGUAGAGCUGAAUUAACACCGCUUUGCUGCAAAAAGAAACAGAAACAUUAA